Molecule: messenger RNA, 378 nt
Organism: Lichtheimia ornata
Lineage: Eukaryota; Fungi; Mucoromycota; Mucoromycetes; Mucorales; Lichtheimiaceae
Exons: 4
Coding region: 1-378 (125 amino acids)
Biological process (GO): macroautophagy; cellular response to nitrogen starvation
Cellular component (GO): autophagosome; fungal-type vacuole membrane; cytosol
Molecular function (GO): phosphatidylethanolamine binding
Source: RefSeq, a predicted model, not a curated record
AUGACCAACAGCAUGCGAUCCCGAUUCAAAGAUGAGCACUCGUUUGAGAAACGCAAAGCAGAAGCCGAUCGUAUACGAGACAAGUAUCCAGAUCGUAUCCCAGUGAUUUGCGAAAAGGUCGACAAGAGCGAUAUCCCCACCGUUGACAAGAAAAAGUACCUCGUACCAGCCGAUCUCACAGUUGGACAAUUCGUCUAUGUCAUUCGAAAGCGGAUCAAGCUCAACCCUGAAAAGGCCAUCUUUAUCUUUGUUAAUCAAGUAUUGCCUCCCACUGCUGCUCUGAUGAGUGCCAUAUACGAAGAACACAAGGAUGAGGAUGGAUUUUUAUACAUUGCGUACUCUGGUGAAAACACGUUCGGAUCAAGUUCGAUGUUGUAG